Molecule: messenger RNA, 417 nt
Organism: Elephantulus edwardii (Cape elephant shrew)
Lineage: Eukaryota; Metazoa; Chordata; Mammalia; Macroscelidea; Macroscelididae
Gene: MRPL54
Product: mitochondrial ribosomal protein L54
Exons: 3
Coding region: 1-417 (138 amino acids)
Cellular component (GO): mitochondrial large ribosomal subunit
Molecular function (GO): structural constituent of ribosome
Source: RefSeq, a predicted model, not a curated record
AUGGCGUCCAGGCGUUUAUUGGGGUUUACGCGCAUUUGGGCCUUUUGUCGAGCCCCAGAGAUCCCAGACCCCUCUGCAGCCGGAAGGCUCCUAGUUCGGGGUUAUGCUAAGAAACCAGUCAUGAAGGGCGCUAAAGGUGGCAAAGGCAGUGUGGCCAGCGAGGCACUGAAGGACCCAGAAGUGUGCACGGACCCCAUCCAGCUCACCUCGCACGCCAUGGGUGUCAACAUCUACAAGGAGGGCCAGGAUGUGGUCCUGAAGCCGGAUUCUGAGUACCCUGAGUGGCUGUUCCAGAUGAACCUGGGUCCCCCCAAGACGCUGGAGGAGCUGGACCCCGAGAGCCGGGAGUACUGGCGGCUGCUGCGCAAACACAACAUCUGGCGCCACAACCGGCUGAGCAAAAACAAGAAGCUCUAG